ACUCAGCAUUGAAAAGAUACAACAUGGAUUUUUUUCCCCAAAAAGGUAGAAAAUAUAUUGAUUGCAAUAAUUGAUAAUAGCAAUACUUUGCUGUAAACAAAAAAAUCUAAUAGAUCGACAGUGGAAUCAAAUGUAGAUAACCGGUUUAGUUUUUCUUUUACUGUACUUUUUUCCAUCUACCUCACACACACACACACACACACACACACACACACACACACACACACACACACACACACACACACACACACACACACACAGGAUAUUUCAACUCCUUGCAGGGAAUGUGGUUGCAUUGUGCUACAUUCCACAGUGUUGGGACACAGAUCUUUAGAGUCUUCCUGCAAAUUGUCUCUGUCAGAUGAGGAGGUGCUUCGUCUCACCUCUGCUGUGUAUUAUCACUCCAUUUGCAUUAUCCUGUUUUAUCCUCUUCUGUCUGCUCUUUCCUCACAGCCCUUUCACUGUGUUGAUUGCAUUCACGCUGCAGUGCAGACAGACGUUCAGACCGAGGCCUGACCUGAAGAAGAAAACCGCGUUGGCAGACUUAAUAGAAGAGCUGAAGAAGACAAGACUUGAAUCUGCUCCAGCUGAUCUCUGCUAUGCCGGACCUGGACAUGUGUCCUGUGAUUUCUGCACUGGGAGGAAACUGAAAGCUGUCAAGUCCUGUCUGCAGUGUCUGGUCUCCUACUGUGAGCAACACCUCCAGCCUCACUAUCAAUCUCCUGCCUUUGAGAAACACCAGCUGGUUGACCCGUCCAAGAAGCUUGAGGAGAACAUCUGCUCUGGUCACAAUGAGGUGAUGAGGAUUUUCUGCUGCACUGAUCAGCAGUGUAUCUGUUUUCUGUGCUCCUUGGAUGAACAUAAAGGCCACGACACAGUUUCAGCUGCAGCAGAAAGGAACAAUAAGCAACAAGUUGUUGGGUUGAAUCAAGAGAAGGUCCAGCAGAGAAGAGUUGUUCUUGACUUGUGGGGAAAUUAAAUUGUUUGAAAAUCCUGACUGCAAAUGGAAAUGUUUGAUCAGUACAAAAAAAUGUAGAUUAACAUAGUUGAUGAGUUUUACUUUGUUUCUUAAAGGCUUAAGAUUGUCGACCUGAAUUAUUAUUAUGACUUGACCAAUAAUCAGUAAGGACACCACUGAUUAUCUUCUUAUACAGUGGAGACAAACUAACUGAACAGACUGGUGGUGGAUUAAAUUAAUGAAAAAAAUAUGUCAACAUUUAUUGAUUUGAUUAACAAAUCAACUUGAUUUUUCCUGACGCAAGUAAUGUCUCAUGAGUUUAUUAUAGAAAAUCAGUGUUUAAAAAGUGAU
This is a messenger RNA of Amphiprion ocellaris (clown anemonefish), 1309 nucleotides long. RefSeq names its product tripartite motif-containing protein 29-like. The record is from RefSeq and is a predicted model, not a curated record. NCBI's taxonomy places the organism in Eukaryota, Metazoa, Chordata, Actinopteri, Pomacentridae. Gene Ontology annotation, molecular function: zinc ion binding. The transcript is spliced from 2 exons. Bases 362 to 979 code for a protein of 205 amino acids.